Messenger RNA from Gongylonema pulchrum, 480 nucleotides. Lineage: Eukaryota; Metazoa; Nematoda; Chromadorea; Rhabditida; Gongylonematidae. The record is from the annotation of a GenBank genome assembly.
CUAAAUCAGCACAGACUAAAAGAUUAUGGAGCUCAGCUUUUUUCACUUUUACGGGUGUAUCAAAAAAAUUUCAGCGUACUUAUAUUUCAGGAAGUGGACGUUGGCCUUGUAGCAGAUGUUGGCAUUUUGAAUCGAAUCAAUAAGCUCGUCAAAAGUGACAGCCUCACUCGUGAGCUUGCGUACACCGCUCGCGAUUUUGGCAGUUCCGAGGCCCUCCAGUAUGGCUUCAUAUCGCGACUGUUUGAUAGUACAGAGGAUUGCCUAUCAGCAUCAUUAUCACUGGCACGUGAGAUUGCUACGCGUAGUCCGAUUGCCGUCCGUGGUACCAAAAUGGCACUGAAUUACUCACGCGACCACCCAGUGGAUGAUUCGAUUAAUUUUAUCCGAACGUGGAACCAGUCGCAGCUUCAGUCCGAGGAUCUUCUACGCGCUGCAGCUACUGCUUUGAGCAAGCAAAAGCCUGAAUUUGACGAUGUUUAA